GACAUUCCCCCCUCCCCUUUCUCCCCCGGUGUGAGUGACGCAGGCUCUGUGUCUCCGGCAAGAUGGCGGCCCGCUGCUCCUCGCGCUGGUUCUCCGUUGCUCUGAGCGGGGCUCGGAGUCAGCUCACACCGGCGUCCCAUUGCUGGCGCCGGGGGGAGGGAGCCUUGGUGCUGCUGCUGAGCCUGCGGGCGGCCGCCCCCCGGGUAUCUGCAGGAGCCUACGCGGGACAUGUCUCACAGUUUCACACAAGUUCCUCAGUCUGCAGCAAGACAGACUUUUACCAGGUUUUGGGGGUCCCGAGGAACGCCAGCCAGAAAGAGAUCAAGAAGGCGUAUUACCAGCUGGCCAAAAAAUACCAUCCAGACACAAACAAGGAGGACCCUCAGGCCAAGGAGAAGUUCUCUCAGUUGGCAGAAGCAUAUGAGGUUCUCAGCGAUGAAGUGAAGCGCAAGCAGUAUGACGCGUACGGCACUGCUGAUUUUGCAGCGGGUGCCAGCGGAGGUGGACAGCAGUAUUGGAGAGGUGGUCCCACCGUCGAUCCGGAAGAACUAUUCCGCAAGAUCUUUGGGGAGUUUUCAGGAUCGCCCUUUGGCGACUUCAGUAGCGCCUUCGAUCAGCCACAAGAGUACAUCAUGGACCUCACGUUUACCCAGGCAGCCAAGGGGGUGAACAAAGAGCUGUCGGUUAACAUCACAGAGAGCUGUCAGAGGUGCAAUGGGAAAGGAAAUGAGCCUGGCACGAAACUUCAGCGCUGUCACUACUGCAACGGCACUGGCAUGGAGACUAUUAACACCGGCCCCUUUGUAAUGCGAUCGACGUGUCGGCGCUGUGGUGGGCGGGGUUCCACCAUGACCAAUCCCUGUAUGUCCUGCCAUGGGAGUGGAGAGACGAAGCAGAGGAAGUCUGUAACCGUGCCGGUGCCUGCUGGUGUGGAAGAUGGGCAGACUGUUCGGAUGCCGGUGGGAAAGAAGGAAAUCUUCAUCACGUUUCGGGUUCAGAGGAGUCCCGUCUUCAGGCGUGAUGGGGCAGAUAUCCACUCGGACCUGAAUAUUUCCAUCACGCAAGCAGUCUUAGGUGGGACGUCCCGGGCGCAAGGACUGUAUGAACCGAUCAAUGUCGCCAUACCAGCUGGCACACAGCCAGAUCAGAGCAUUAGGAUCAGUGGCAAGGGCAUCACAAGAAUGAACAGUUACGGCUAUGGUGACCACUACAUCCAUAUCAAGUUGAAGAUUCCAAGGAACCUGACAGACAGUCAGCGGGCACUGAUGCUGAGCUUCGCAGAGGAGGAGACUGACGUGGACGGCACAGUGAACGGGAUUACAAACACAAAUACAGGCAGCGCCCAGCAGAGAUCUGCAGCUGUUGAGGACAGUCCUGAGGCUGAGCAGGCAGGGGAGAACAAGGAGGGAUUCCUAAACAAACUAAAGAAAAUGUUUAGUUCUUGACGGAAAGAAGAGAUCAACGGGAAACUAAGAAAUAGUUUGGACUCUUCUGUCCGUGGAUCCAUAGAACUUUGUAAUGUGGCACCUUAACGUCUGGAACUUUCCUUGUCCGACACCAGGCGGACCAGCAAGACCUCAUCAGCACGCUGCCUUCUGCUCUUCCACCUGGGGCUCCGCUCUGUAAAUGAAGGACUUUCCGGGACUGGCCAAGCUUUAGUUCCUUUCAAUUCAAAUCCCUUUUGUGUAAUUCAUUCAUUGUUCCUUCAUGGCAAAGUUGUAGUGCUGACUCCUAUAACAGACCUGUUAGUUCUCACUAUGAAAACGGUAAGGUCCACUGUUCUAGGUACCCAAACUAAGCUUUACUUGGUAUGCCACAAGGGUCAAGAUUAUAAAAUGCAAUACUUUCUCCUCCUGAUACAGAAAAUGAUUAAUAGAACAUGUUAAUAGGAAAAUAAAUGAUCCAGUUAUAGCUGAUGUGAAGCAUAAUUUACUGCACUGAGAUUUGGAUGUGGUAGCCUGGCACCUGAACGUUCUUAUGUUCUACAGCCACUAGGAUAGAUUACUGCAGGUGUUAUUACAUAGGUAAGCCACUGGCUGUGACUCUUCCUAAACGAUAACUUGUGUUCACUUGCUGGCAAAAUACGUGAUUGGGAAGCUUUGGCCACACAGUUUGUGGAUAAGAACUACUGUAGACUUGAAUUAGAAUAUAUGGCCCAUGUUCUAAGCUUUUUGCUGUGUAUUUUCUGUUUUAUUUUAAAACCCAAAAUCUGUUAACCCUUACUGUAUACAGAUAUCCGCAUUUGCGCUGUUAUAUGCGCAAGUAUUAAUUUCAGUAAUAAAUCUUGGCAUACCUUGUGUUCCUGUCGGAAGGGAGCAAUGCACGUCUGUCUUCUCUGUGACUGAAAAUGUCCUGCUCUUGGAGUAUGGAUAAAAUUGAGAGUUCCUCUCCUAGAGGGGGCUACAAAGGACUAUGGCGUGUAGACUACUAAAUUGUAACAUUAAUGCUCAUUUUAGGUCAAUGUCAUUUUGUUGCAGUCCAGGUCCAUAAUGUGUUUUUUUCCAAUGCUCAUCUAAUGUAGAUGUUUUGCUGCUGCUCUUAUUCCAAUUAGCCUAUAAAAUUUCCAACAUUCA
Pseudophryne corroboree (corroboree frog) is the source of this 2573-nucleotide messenger RNA. It is a transcript of the gene DNAJA3, whose product is annotated as DnaJ heat shock protein family (Hsp40) member A3. Gene Ontology annotation, molecular function: ATP binding; protein kinase binding; heat shock protein binding. Gene Ontology annotation, biological process: negative regulation of apoptotic process; mitochondrion organization; protein folding. The transcript is spliced from 12 exons. The record is from RefSeq and is a predicted model, not a curated record. The coding region runs from base 63 to 1445 and encodes 460 amino acids. Gene Ontology annotation, cellular component: mitochondrion. NCBI's taxonomy places the organism in Eukaryota, Metazoa, Chordata, Amphibia, Anura, Myobatrachidae.